AUACUUAUGUUUGCUUAUCUCUCUUCUUUGAGUGUGCGGUGAAACUUGCCAAAAUGGUGGGUUAUGUGAGUGCUGGGACUGUGGAAUACCUGUACAGCCAGGACGGCAGCUUCUACUUUCUGGAAUUGAAUCCUCGGCUACAGGUAGAGCACCCUUGUACAGAGAUGGUGGCUGAUGUCAAUCUCCCUGCAGCUCAGCUCCAGAUUGCCAUGGGGAUUCCUCUAUAUAGAAUCAAGGAUAUCCGUAUGAUGUACGGGGUAUCUCCCUGGGGUGAUUCUCCCAUUGAUUUUGAAGAUUCUGCACAUGUUCCUUGCCCAAGGGGCCAUGUUAUUGCUGCUCGGAUCACUAGAAAUCCAGAUGAGGGUUUUAAGCCCAGUUCAGGAACAGUUCAGGAACUAAAUUUCCGCAGCAAUAAGAAUGUUUGGGGAUACUUCAGUGUUGCUGCUGGGGGACUUCAUGAAUUUGCUGAUUCUCAGUUUGGUCACUGCUUUUCUUGGGGAGAAAACAGAGAGGAGGCAAUUUCAAACAUGGUGGUGGCUUUGAAGGAGCUGUCUAUUCGGGGUGACUUUCGAACUACAGUUGAAUACCUGAUCAAAUUGUUAGAGACUGAAAGCUUUCAGAUGAACAGAAUUGAUACUGGCUGGCUGGACAGACUGAUAGCAGAAAAAGUACAGGCUGAGCGACCUGACACCAUGUUGGGGGUUGUAUGUGGGGCCCUCCACGUGGCAGACGUGAGCCUGCGGAAUAGCGUCUCUAACUUCCUUCACUCCUUAGAAAGGGGUCAAGUCCUUCCUGCUCAUACACUGUUGAAUACAGUAGAUGUUGAACUUAUCUAUGAGGGAGUCAAGUAUGUACUUAAGGUGACUCGACAGUCCCCCAACUCCUAUGUGGUGAUCAUGAAUGGCUCAUGUGUAGAAGUAGAUGUACAUCGGCUGAGUGACGGUGGACUGCUCUUGUCCUAUGAUGGCAGCAGUUAUACUACGUACAUGAAGGAGGAAGUGGAUAGAUAUCGCAUCACAAUUGGCAAUAAAACCUGUGUGUUUGAGAAGGAAAAUGACCCAUCAGUGAUGCGCUCACCUUCUGCUGGGAAGUUAAUCCAGUACAUUGUAGAAGAUGGAGGUCAUGUGUUUGCUGGCCAGUGCUAUGCUGAGAUUGAGGUGAUGAAGAUGGUAAUGACCUUAACAGCUGUGGAGUCUGGCUGUAUCCAUUACGUCAAGCGACCUGGAGCAGCUCUUGACCCUGGCUGUGUACUAGCCAGAAUGCAACUGGACAACCCCAGCAAGGUUCAGCAGGCUGAGCUUCACACAGGUAGUCUGCCACGGAUCCAGAGCACAGCACUCAGAGGCGAGAAACUGCAUCGAGUGUUCCAUUAUGUCCUGGAUAAUCUGGUCAACGUAAUGAAUGGAUACUGCCUUCCAGAUCCUUUCUUUAGCAGCAAGGUAAAAGACUGGGUAGAGCGAUUGAUGAAAACCCUCAGAGAUCCCUCCCUGCCUCUCCUAGAAUUGCAAGAUAUCAUGACUAGCGUGUCUGGCCGCAUUCCCCCCAAUGUGGAGAAGUCUAUCAAGAAGGAAAUGGCUCAGUAUGCUAGCAACAUCACAUCAGUCCUCUGUCAGUUUCCCAGUCAGCAGAUUGCCAACAUCCUAGAUAGCCAUGCAGCUACAUUGAACCGGAAAUCUGAACGGGAGGUCUUCUUUAUGAAUACUCAGAGCAUUGUUCAGCUGGUACAGAGGUACCGAAGUGGCAUCCGAGGCCACAUGAAGGCUGUGGUGAUGGAUCUGCUCCGGCAGUACCUGCGAGUAGAGACACAAUUCCAGAAUGGUCACUAUGACAAAUGUGUAUUCGCCCUCCGGGAAGAGAAUAAAAGUGACAUGAACACUGUACUGAACUACAUCUUCUCUCACGCUCAAGUCACCAAGAAGAAUCUUCUGGUCACAAUGCUUAUCGAUCAGUUGUGUGGCCGGGACCCUACUCUCACUGAUGAGCUGCUGAAUAUUCUCACAGAGCUAACUCAACUCAGUAAGACUACCAAUGCUAAAGUAGCACUUCGAGCACGCCAGGUUCUUAUUGCCUCCCAUUUGCCAUCAUACGAGCUUCGCCAUAACCAAGUAGAGUCUAUCUUCCUAUCAGCUAUUGACAUGUAUGGACAUCAAUUUUGCAUUGAGAACCUGCAGAAACUCAUCCUAUCAGAAACAUCUAUUUUUGAUGUCCUACCAAACUUCUUCUAUCACAGCAACCAAGUAGUGAGGAUGGCAGCUCUGGAGGUGUAUGUUCGAAGGGCUUAUAUUGCCUACGAACUUAACAGCGUACAACACCGCCAGCUUAAGGACAACACCUGUGUGGUGGAAUUCCAGUUCAUGCUGCCACAUCUCAUCCAAACAGGUGAGUUUGAGGUGGUAUGUGCACCUGAGCCAGCCAGAGGUAUACCAUGAGAAUCAAGGGGAGUAAUGUGUAUGACAAUUCCAUGUUUUUUUAAUUAGAAAUGUAGGGCAAAAAAUGAACAAUAUGACCAUAAAGAAGAGCCUUUUGGUGCUCACUUCUUUGAUCUAAAGAGACAAAUUAUGGUCUAAGUAAGAUGAAAGUUUACGAUUACUCCAUUCAUUCUUGCUUGUAUUAUGUCACUGAGGAAAUAGUUUCUUUUUUAAAAAAAUAGAAAGAAUUUACUAGCAUUUUACUUGCUAGAACUUUGCCAGAAAAAUCACUCUUUUUUUAACAAUUUAAAUCGGCAAUUAGACCAAGAAAAUAUUUUGGGUGGAAUGCUUUCUUUUCUGUAUGUUUGCUAUGGGUUGAGGUUAUACCUGAGCCAGUUUCAUUGUCGCCCUAAAACAGACAACCUGAAUUUAGCAGUUGAAAUUCAAUCAGUUUUUAAAAAUUAUAUUUCAGAACCAAACUUCUUAAUCUCAAAUAAAUUACUGAAUUAAGCCAUGAUAAUUACAUUAUUUG
Messenger RNA from Macaca mulatta (Rhesus monkey), 2940 nucleotides. The record is from RefSeq and is a predicted model, not a curated record. Lineage: Eukaryota; Metazoa; Chordata; Mammalia; Primates; Cercopithecidae.